UGAGCUAGCUUGGAGCCACACAUGCCCUGAACCUGGCACCCCUUUAUUAUAUCCAGCCCUGCAUCUCCAAAUCUAUUGCCACCGCAGUCACGAUUGAGCCCCUAUCUAGGUAUUCAGGUUAAACACAUUCUCAGACCAAUCAGACGCGCGCUUCAACUCAUUUCCUUUGUCAUGUAUACCAAGCCCAAAGGAUAGCCGGAAGGACAAUUGCCGGCCGUACCCGCCGGACGGACUCCCGCACAUGACUGCAGGAACAAUUUUACACCAACACCCCCAAUCACACCUAAGCAGCUUUCUGGAUGGAACCUGGCCUCACACCAUCGAGCCCGUCACAGCCUGUGCACCCCCGACCAGCCGGACCCACCCCCAUACCUCCACCAACAACCCGGAGCCGGACGGAGACAUCCCCUCGACCAUCCCAUUCCGCAUCGAGACGACCUACGCCUGCAUCGAAGCGAACUGCAACAAGAAGUACUCACGCAAACCGGAUCUCGUGCGCCACUACCGAGGCGCACAUCUCCAUGAUCAGCGGUACAAAUGUCGAAUUGCUGCAUGCGAGCGCUCACAGCGAGGGUUCCCACGAAGAGACAAGCGAGACGACCACGAGAGAAAGGUGCACAAGCGGAAGGUGUGAGGCGAGAGCGGAGAAGGGUACGGGAUAAAGGGAGUGUCUGGAUGAGAUCAACGUGUUCCGGUAAACAGUAGACAGAGGAAGAGGG
Messenger RNA from Boeremia exigua, 719 nucleotides. RefSeq lists its product as uncharacterized. The record is from RefSeq and is a predicted model, not a curated record. Lineage: Eukaryota; Fungi; Ascomycota; Dothideomycetes; Pleosporales; Didymellaceae. The transcript has a single exon. The coding region runs from base 242 to 634 and encodes 130 amino acids.